UAAAUCUUAUCGCGAUCGUAAACAUACAUUUACGAGCACUUGUGCAUUGAAGUUUUUUUAUUGUUUUUAUGACAUAUCUGUAGAAACUACCUAUAAAUCAAUUUAAGGGCAUUCAUCCAUCUCAAUUCUCAAUACUCGCGGAAACGAAAUGGAUAAAAUGUGCACUGUUGCCACACUUAUUACUUUAUUCUCCAUACAAGCCGUAAAAUCCAUGUCGGUGCAAAAAUCUUAUUUGAUGGAUAAAAGUGAUCCUGAGAAUGAAAUAACAGAUUUUAUAUAUUCAAAAGGGUAUUUACCAAAUCAAAAUGAAUUACCAAAACCUACAGUAAUAAAGAGUGCCGAUGAUGACGUAACUUAUCUUUUAUCGAAAUUGUCUGACGGUGAACUUGUGAAAUUGCUUAAUGAUCAUCCUAAAAAAAAAAUAUAUGGUUUAGAUGAUAUCGUUAAACUAGCACUAGGAGACAAGUCUGACAAUGAUCGCAAAAUAUCUUUUUUGGGACGCGAUAUUCAAGAGGAAGCCGAUUUACAAAAUAUUAAUAGUAAUACGGCUUAUAAGAGAUUUCGUAUAAACUCAGGUAUUGAAAAUGACCAGCGGGCUCAUUUUAAAUUAAAUCAUAAGCCGAUAGAUGCUAAAAAACAAAAAAAUGAGUUAAAUUUUCUGGCUUUAAUGAAACUUCAUGAUUUUUUAAAUUAUCGCCCAGAACAUGUUGAAGAAGACUUGUCCGAAGAGAAAAGAGAAUUAUUAUUUGAUAUCCUCGUUUCUCAGUUAAAAUCUUUGUGUUGCAAAAGCAAUAAACGUGUACGUAAUCUUCAAGUUUCUAGUAAAAGUUUAUCAAACAUACCAAAAGAAAAAUUAUAUUCUGAAUUUAACACAUCGAACGUUCAAAAAUCAAAUGAAUUUAUGUUUCUAAUUGUAAAUGAUGAAAUAAAAAGUAAAAGUAAUGAUGAUUUAAUACUUGUGGAUCCAGAAACUCUCGAGAAAAAUAGUAGUAUUUUGUUAUUGGGGCCUAUAACAGCCCCAUUAACCGAUGGUCAACUAAAAGUCAUUAUGGACCGCAUUUCUAAUGAAUUAUCAAAACCAGAAUAUACUUCACUUCUUCAGCAGCUCUCUGACGGGUCACUUAGUGCUAGCAAUACAAGUCUGAUGAAAAAUUUUAUUUUUGGACAUGAAACUCGAAGAUAUAUAAAACCUCAUAGAUGUAAUUACCAGUCUAAACUCGCAAAAAUUUAUGGUGGACCACGGUGGUUGAUUUGCACUGGUUACUUAAAUCUUAAUACGCCUAGUUUAUAUGACUAAACCAAUUUACCUAUAAGUAUUCAGCAAAGGCUGUUAGUUAGUUUAAAAAAAUAAAGAUAAAAGUUGAAAACUAAAACCUGACUGCGAUCAUCUUAAUAAACGCUGAA
Messenger RNA from Maniola jurtina (meadow brown), 1404 nucleotides. RefSeq lists its product as uncharacterized. NCBI's taxonomy places the organism in Eukaryota, Metazoa, Arthropoda, Insecta, Lepidoptera, Nymphalidae. The record is from RefSeq and is a predicted model, not a curated record. The coding region runs from base 149 to 1297 and encodes 382 amino acids. The transcript is spliced from 4 exons.